This is a messenger RNA of Ophidiomyces ophidiicola, 1251 nucleotides long. RefSeq names its product Serine/threonine-protein kinase rio2 (gene rio2). Gene Ontology annotation, biological process: protein phosphorylation; maturation of SSU-rRNA. Gene Ontology annotation, cellular component: preribosome, small subunit precursor; cytosol; nucleus. Gene Ontology annotation, molecular function: protein serine/threonine kinase activity; ATP binding. The record is from RefSeq and is a predicted model, not a curated record. Lineage: Eukaryota; Fungi; Ascomycota; Eurotiomycetes; Onygenales; Onygenaceae. The transcript has 3 exons. Bases 1 to 1251 code for a protein of 416 amino acids.
AUGAAACUGGAUGCAAAAGCCAUGCGAUACCUCACAAAUGAGGAUUUUCGUGUUCUAGCAGGUGUUGAGGUCGGUAGUAGAAACCAUGAAGUUGUACCAACACCUUUAAUAAUUCAAUUAUCCGGCCUUCGCGGUGGUAGCGGGGCUCAUAAGUGUAUAUCAAACCUUGCAAAAAUAAAUUUGAUUGGGAGGGUCAAGAAUGCAAAAUAUGACGGUUAUCGACUUACGUAUGGCGGCCUUGACUACCUUGCCCUUCAUACUCACCAGAAGCAGAAGAGCAUAUAUUCAAUUGGAAAUCAAAUUGGGGUUGGAAAGGAGUCGGAUAUUAUAGUGGUAGCAGACCAUACAAAAGUGCAAAGAAUUUUAAAAAUACAUCGCUUGGGGCGUAUAUCAUUUCGGUCUAUUAAAAAUAAUCGAGAUUAUCUCCGCCAUCGGACGUCUGCCUCGUGGAUGUAUAUGUCUAGGUUAGCUGCCGUCAAGGAAUUCGCCUUUAUGAAAGCGCUCCGUCAACAAGGCUUUCCAGUCCCAGAGCCAAUCGCACAGAAUCGCCAUACCAUUGUUAUGAGUUUGAUCGAUGCCUUUCCCUUAAGGCAAAUCGCUUCAGUUCCAGAUCCCGCAUUAUUAUAUUCUGAAUUAAUCGAUUUGAUACUUCAGCUUGCAAAAUUUGGAUUAAUACAUGGUGACUUUAAUGAGUUUAAUAUUUUGAUUAGGGAGGAGUCAAAAAAGGCAGAUAAAGGAAAGCAACCGGCAGGAUCUGAAAUUGAGCCAGAAGACUUGAAGUUGGUACCUGUGAUUAUCGAUUUCCCACAGAUGGUCUCAACAGACCACACAAACGCCGAAAUGUAUUUUGAUAGAGAUGUGAACUGCAUCAAACGGUAUUUUCAGCGACGAUUUGGGUUUGUUAGCGAUGAACCAGGCCCUUUUUUCCGUGAUGCCAAAAAGAUUGUUGGCAGAGAUGGUACUCCGAGAUUAGAUGUUGAGGUUGAAGCUUCUGGCUUUUCAAGGAAAAUGGCCCGAGAGUUGGAAGCAUAUAUGAAGGAAGUUGGCGUUGAUGGAGACGCUACAGGGGAGAGAGGUGAUGACGAUAGCGAACUCAACUCUGACUCUGGGCAAGAUGAGGACGAUAACGGCGAUGGCGGCACCUUAUUAGAUACAACUCAGGCUGACCAACCUGAAGAAAGCCAACCGAGUCUCUCAAUCGCAACUGAAGUUUCGGCAAUGAAUGAACUUCGACUUUCAGGAUCGUCAUGA